Rana temporaria (common frog) is the source of this 3784-nucleotide messenger RNA. RefSeq names its product contactin-associated protein-like 5. The record is from RefSeq and is a predicted model, not a curated record. The transcript is spliced from 20 exons. Lineage: Eukaryota; Metazoa; Chordata; Amphibia; Anura; Ranidae. Bases 1 to 3300 code for a protein of 1099 amino acids.
AUGAAGAAACAUUUCCUUAGGUUUCCCUCCCCGGUGACCAGAUUGGAACAUUGUAACCUUGUAGUAGGCAAGAAGAAACAUUUCCUGAGACUUCCCCCAACGGUGCUUAGACUGCAACAUUGUGACGCUAAGCUACGAUUCGGUAACACUCACACUGUGGUGACAUUGGGAAGCCUGUUGGAUGACCAGCACUGGCAUUCAGUUCUGAUAGAUCGGUUUAACAAACAAGUCAACCUCACGGUGGACAAAUACACCCAACAUUUCCGUACCAAGGGCGAGUCCGAUGACUUGGACAUCGAUUACGAGUUCAGCUUUGGAGGAAUUCCAGUCUCUGGGAAGCCCGGCGCCUUUCUGAAGAGGAAUUUUCACGGCUGCAUCGAGAACCUGUACUACAACGGAGUGAACGUCAUCGACCUCGCCAAGAGACGCAAACCUCAGAUCUACAUCGUGGGGAAUAUCACCUUUUCCUGCUCUGAACCUCACAUCAUCCCCAUCACCUUCACCAGCCCCAGCACCAGCUACCUCCUCCUGCCCGGCACGCCGCAGCUCGACGAUCUGGCGGUCAGCUUCCAGUUCCGGACGUGGAACGGCGACAGCCUCCUUUUGUCCACCAAGCUCUCCGGAGAUUCCGGGUACCUCCUCCUCCAGCUGUAUUCCGGGAGGUUGCUGCUGAUGAUUCAGGAGAAGCUGCCCAACAUUCUUCCGAUAACCGCAGGUAGCUUUUUAAAUGACGGCUUAUGGCACACGGUGGCGAUUAACAUCAGGAGACACCGAAUCACGCUGACGUUGGACAACGGAGCUACGCCACCUGUCCACGUCACCAUCCCCGCACGGAUUUCCACCGGAUAUCAGUAUUAUUUUGGAGGCUGCCCGGAUCCUCCGUCCGACUGCGUCAAUCCCAUUUCUUCGUUCCAAGGAUGUUUGAGGCUCAUCUUCAUCGAUAAUCAGCCCAAGGACCUCAUUUUGGUUCAGCGCGGCAUGCUGGGAAAUUUCAGUGACUUGCAGAUCGAUAUGUGCGGCAUAAAAGACAGAUGCCUGCCAAAUUACUGCGAACACGGAGGAGCGUGCUCACAGACUUGGAGCGCCUUCCACUGCGACUGCGGCGACACGGGCUACGCCGACGCCACUUGCCAUAGCUCUCUCUACGAACAAUCGUGUGAGGCCUACAAGCACAAGGGUUACCCGUCCGACUACUACUACAUCGACUCGGAUGGCAGCGGGCCCCUCGGCCCCGUGCGCGUCUACUGCAAUCUAACCGAAGAGAAGAUUUGGACCAUCGUUCAACACAACAUCACCGAUCGGACUGCCGUGCGCGGAACGAUUUCUGGGAAGCCGUACUCCGCGGCAUUUAACUACGGAGGCAGCGCGGAGCAAAUGGAGGCCCUAAUCAACAACGCGGAAUACUGCGAGCAGGAGGCGGCUUAUCACUGCAAACAUUCGCGGCUCCUUAAUUCUCCAAGUGGAAACCCGUACACGUGGUGGAUCGGAAGAGGCAACGAGAGACACACCUACUGGGGCGGGUCCCUGCCUGGGCAGUGCGCCUGCGGGAUGGAGGAGAGCUGCAUUGACAUGAGAUAUUACUGCAACUGUGAUGCCGACAGACAAGACUGGAUGAAUGACACGGGAUUCUUAACCUUCAAAGAACACCUGCCAGUCUCUCAGAUUGUGAUCACCGACACCAACAGAUCAGGUUCAGAGGUGGCCUGGAAAAUCGGUCCUUUGCGGUGCUAUGGAGACAGGAAUUUUUGGAAUUCUGCAUCUUUUAGCCCCAUCGUGUCCUACCUUUACUUUACUACUUUUCACUCCGACUUCAGCACCGACAUCGCCUUCUUCUUCAAAACUAGCAGCAGCUCCGGAGUCUUCCUGGAAAUCCUUGGGGUGAAAGACUUCAUAAGACUCGAGUUAGCCUCUCCCUACCAGGUGACAUUUUCAUUCGAUGCGGGAAAUGGGCCUAUGGAGGUUUCUCUGCUGUCCGUCACGGCCUUGAAUGAUGGUCAAUGGCAUUACGUCAGAGCCGAGAGGAAUAUUAAGGAAACCAGCCUUGUCGUGGAUAACCAGCCAAGGAAACUGGUGCAAACCCCGUUUGAUGGGCGCUUACGACCGCUACAGAAUGCUCAGCUCUAUGUGGGUGGGACUGCAUCCAAACAGAGGGGCUUUGUGGGGUGUAUCCGUUACCUCCAACUGAAUGGCCAGACAUUUGAUCUGGAGGAAAAAGCCAAAGUCUCUCCAGGGAUCAGGCCGGGCUGUCCUGGCCAUUGCAGUAGCUAUGGAAACCUUUGCCACAACAACGGAAAGUGUGUGGAGAAACGCAAUGGAUACACCUGCGACUGCACAAACUCCGCCUUUGAGGGACCUUACUGUAAGAAAGAGGUUUCUGCAAUGUUUGAAGCUGGGACCUCGGUCACCUAUGUUUUCCAGGAGCCGUACCCAGUGUCCAGGAACGCCAGUGCCUCAGUCUCAGCGAUAUACGCGGACACAGUGAUAUCCAGGGAAAAUAUCGCCUUCAGCUUUCUAACAGCUCAAGCUCCGAGCCUCUUACUCUACGUCAACUCCUUCUACCAGGACUACCUGGCUGUACUGCUCUGCAGGAAUGGUAGUUUACAAGUGAGAUACAAAAUUGGCAAAGACGGGAUGUAUGUGUUUACGUUAGACUCGAAAAGACUGGACAACCGAAAGCUGCACCAUGUAAAAAUCAACAGAGAAGGGAAGGAACUGAUGAUCCAGGUUGACAAGAUAAUAAAAGAGCGACGUAAUUUUUCUUCGGAUAUUUACUUCAAAGCCAUCAGAUCUCUGACGAUGGGAAAAGUUUUAGAUAAUCCAAGACUUGAUCCUGAGGUGACCAAAGCCAAUUCCUUGGGUUUUAUCGGAUGCCUAUCUUCCGUCCAGUACAACCAGGUGGCCCCCCUUAAAGCAGCACUGCGACACCCCAACAUAGCCCCAGUCACCGUGAUUGGGUCAUUGUCUGAGUGUACUUGUGGUUCCAUCACAGACAGCGACCUCAGCACAAUCACAACAACAUAUUCAUCCUCAGAUCCAUUCGGGAAUACGGACGACCGGGAGCCCCUGACCAAUGAAAUGAAAAGUGGUCCUGUUGUCAUUGGAGGUGUCAUAGCGAUCACAAUAUUUAUCAUAUUUUGCAUUGCGGCAAUAAUGAUCAAGAUCGCGUACCGACAUAAAAAGCGACACGGCAAAAGCCAAACCAGAGAAAAAGAGUACCCGGUGACCACGGACUAUUCCUUCCGGAACGAGAUGGACUUACAGAACACAGUCAGCGAGUGCAGAAAGGAAUAUUUCAUUUGAUAGAGCGGAUUUCUAUGACCUUAUAUUCUCCUAAUUUUUUGGGGCUGUUUUUAGCUGAAUUUACAGCAUUUUUCCUCCGGAGUUAUAGUUUUUUCACGCAGGACUUGACUUGGCCUUCUUAAUGGGCGAGACGCCUUUAGCGGAUAUUUCGGCUAAAGUUUAGGAAGCACGCUUUUUUUUUUUUGCCUCGGGAUCCACUGAAGCGCACCGUUUCUGGAACAGGUUUUACAAUCUAUUUUCUACAGUCUCGUAAAUAUAUAUAUAUAUAUGUGCCUCAUGGUCUUCAAGAAUCAAAUCUUUAGCCCGCUGCUUCAACUCCAAGCUCUCUGAAGUCAAUGAUGGAUUGGCCGGCCUGUUGAACCACCAAAAAAAAAAAAAAUGUGGUGCCGCAUGGAUUUCCAUACAGAUGUUACUGAGGUCAGAUGAUAGUAUUGACGUAUUUCUAACUCCAAUGGUGCCACCUAAAAAAAAACAAAAAACAUUU